Salvelinus sp. IW2-2015 is the source of this 2191-nucleotide messenger RNA. RefSeq names its product iroquois homeobox 2a (gene irx2a). The record is from RefSeq and is a predicted model, not a curated record. Gene Ontology annotation, biological process: neuron differentiation; cell development; regulation of transcription by RNA polymerase II. Gene Ontology annotation, molecular function: RNA polymerase II cis-regulatory region sequence-specific DNA binding; DNA-binding transcription factor activity, RNA polymerase II-specific. Lineage: Eukaryota; Metazoa; Chordata; Actinopteri; Salmoniformes; Salmonidae. Gene Ontology annotation, cellular component: nucleus.
CAGUUGACAAGAAGUUUGCGCAAAUAAAUACUGCCUGGAUGUUACCUCAAUUAUCUCACUACUUAUCUCCCUACUUGCAGAGCAAGGAAACGUUAUUGUCAUGAAACAAGUUAAUUUCCACAAAAUGCGCAGCUGCAGCAGACUAAAGAACAUUGUGCCAGUGAAUGUCUUCCCCCUCCACUGUCCUCUCCGUGCUGUUCCUUCCAGGGCUCCAUUUCAGAGGCGGAGAUGGAAUAUUCAGAUCAGCUGAGGACAGCGUCGUGUUCUCCACCGUUCUCAGAACUCCACUGGCUCCUUCCUCCAACUCCUCACUUCAGAGUUGAGGCUACUAAAAACAUCGGACGCUAGGGGAUCGAGACGUCGCCUGCCUCUAUGUGCAGGGCACUGACUGAUCUUUUGGGGGUCGCUUUUUCAUUCUUUUUAUUUGAAUUGUCUGAAGAUCCGUUUAGUGAGCUCAUUAUUUUACAGAAGUAUAUUUUAGCGGGUGCUUUCCUCUUUGGAAUCAGCAGCAACAGACCCUCAGUGAGGCAUGUCUUACCCCCAGGGUUACCUCUACCAGCCGCCGGGCUCCCUGGCGCUCUACUCCUGCCCGGCUUACGGGGCUUCUGCCCUGGCUGCKCCGAGGAGCGACGAGCUGGCCAGGUCGUCCAGUGGAUCAGCCUUUAGUCCUUACCCCGGAUCAGCUGCUGCCUUCACGGCUUCAGCCAGCGGCUUCUCCAGCCCAAUGCCAUACUCCACAGACCCUGCCACGGGAUUCCCUUCCUACAUGAGCUCUCCUUACGACGCGCAGGGCAUGGCCGGUGCGCUCAGCUACCACCCCUACGGUAGCCCGGGAUACCCCUACCAGCUCAACGACCCGGCCUACCGCAAGAACGCGACCCGAGACGCCACCGCCACGCUGAAGGCCUGGCUACAGGAGCACAGGAAGAACCCCUACCCCACCAAGGGAGAGAAGAUCAUGUUGGCCAUCAUUACUAAGAUGACCCUYACGCAGGUMUCCACCUGGUUCGCCAACGCCAGGAGGAGGCUGAAGAAAGAGAACAAGAUGACGUGGGCUCCCCGGAAUAAGAGUGAGGAUGAGGACGAUGGAGACGGAGAGAGGAAUGAUGACCGCUUGGAGAAAAAUCUUGACCACAGCGAGACGUCCGCGGAGGAUGAAGGUAUCAGUUUGCAGGUUGAUACCCUCACAGACCAUUCUUGUUCAGCGGAGUCUGAUGGGGAUAAGGUGAGCUGUCGGAUCGGAGACCUGGUCUGUGAGUCUGGGUCAGAUACUAAGGACAAAUGUGAGGAUGAUGAUGAUGAUCACGAACUGAGAGAAUGAUGAACGACACCGAAGCUGUCAUCUAAACCCGUGACAUCAUCACCACUAACAGGGCUUGAGGCCUCGGUCUUAAACCAUCACCACCGGGAAAACAACAACAAAUCAUGUCUUGACAGCCGAYUCUCAGGUCCUCACAAUCAAGCCGUCAAACCCAAACUGUGGUCUUUAGCGGAGAUCGCUACUUCAGACSCGAAGCAGCAGCAGCAUCACCCGGGGCAGACUUGUCCAUCCCUCGGUCUUCUAACCUCCACCUCCUCCACCCCCUCCCCGGCUGUCCCUGGCGCUGUGUACUCCGCCUCUUCCAUCCUAGGACGACCCAUCUACUACACGUCUCCGUUUUACAGUAAUUACACAAACUAUGGCAACUUCAGCCCGCUGCAGGGUCAAGGGAUUGUGCCAUAUAACUCUGCUGCUAACGACGGACUCACACAGACCGCUACCGAGGUCAYCACCAUGCAUAAACACACCACUGACUCGCUGCUUAAAACGAACUCGAACCACAUUGAACAACAGUUCAGACCCUCACAUUUAUACUCUAAGAAAGGGGAGAGCUGCAUCUUGCUCCUCAGACAAGACGCCUGGCCUGCAGCACUACAGCCGUUCUCCUCAGAGACAGGCCUGAAGGAUUAAUUAAACCUGAUUCAGGUUGGGGGAUGAAUUAACCCUGACUUAUUCUAGUCAUUUCACUUUCGUUUUCAUGAGAUGUGCGUUGACUGGGCUCAGUAAAUGUCCCGCUGGUAUUUGAUAUUUUAGAAGACGGUUUUCUCAGGAUGUAUCUGCUUCAUUGCCACGGUAUAUUAUACUUUAUAUGAAGAUAAAUUAGGUAUAUUAUACUUUAUAUGAGAUAAUAUUUAGGUAUAUUAUACUUUA